This is a messenger RNA of Engraulis encrasicolus (European anchovy), 9089 nucleotides long. RefSeq names its product junction mediating and regulatory protein, p53 cofactor (gene jmy). Bases 741 to 3446 code for a protein of 901 amino acids. The record is from RefSeq and is a predicted model, not a curated record. Gene Ontology annotation, biological process: 'de novo' actin filament nucleation; intrinsic apoptotic signaling pathway by p53 class mediator; positive regulation of apoptotic process. Gene Ontology annotation, molecular function: transcription coactivator activity; Arp2/3 complex binding; actin binding. The transcript has 11 exons. NCBI's taxonomy places the organism in Eukaryota, Metazoa, Chordata, Actinopteri, Clupeiformes, Engraulidae. Gene Ontology annotation, cellular component: cytoplasm; nucleus.
GAUGUGUUACGUCAUCAACAGAGACUCCACAGACCACUGUGUUGUUCAGUAGAGAUGCUGCACUGUCCAUCGAAAAUUUGAGGAGUACUGGUAUUUGCUACGAAAUAAACGGACUGUAGGCAUAAAGUGGCGUCGUUGAAGAUCCCUUUUCAAGAACUGCUAAGUUACGGGUUGUGUCGCUAAAUGGUUCGUGGACAGAAGGCAGAUAAAGCAUCAUUCCCCUUCGCCUCGGACUCAGAUUUUACAGCACAGUCUGCACUCGUGUGCUUGUAAACAGACCCUCACACGUGACAAUGGGAGUUCUGACUCUGUGUUGUUCGUGGAGUACAAAAGGGCUAACGCAGAGCCCUCAAAUAUUAAGUUAAAGGGCGGAAUAAGAGAACUAUGGCGGAAUUAAGUUAUCGGACAGAGGAAGAAUUGUAUGUCGAAUAGGAAAAAAUAACCAAGUUGAAGACCAGGUGCGUGUUUUUUUCCCUGUGCGUCUGAAGGAUUUCUUAUUUACGGUUGCCAUUUGAUAGGCAGCUAAUGUAGCCAGCUAGCACAUCGACGUCCCGUUAAAUUGUCCAUAGACAGAGGAAGUCAUAUCAACAAGCUAACCGUUCAUCUUUUCUAGUGUAAUUUGUUGAUCAGUUGUAGAGUCUGAGACAGUUGCUUCCCACGCUUGUGGCAAUAAUCAUUUUGUCACCGUUGUAAAACUCCAUCAUAGUUUCAGCUAGAUUGUAGCUAGUAGCCUUUUCGCUAUGUCUUUCGCCAUGGAGGAUCCUGUCGAGUCCGGUUGGGUAUCUGUGCGGCCGAAUGUGUUUGACGAAAAGGAGAAACACAAAUUCAUUUUUAUUGUCGCUUGGAAUGACAUUGAAGGAAAGUUUGCCAUUACAUGCCAUGACCGAACGGUGCAGAAAAGGACUGCUCGAGAUUCUUUCAUGGAAGCUGCCAAACGGGAAUUUGAGUCCGAGAAGGCUGCAGUCGAUGAAACAGGGGCUGAAAAUAAACAGCAUCUCUCAACGGAUCGAACGGAAAUUUUCAUUCCCAAGUCGCCAGGGCAGAGCCCAGUGAAGGGGCCUACUGUGGAUCGAACUAAGAGCCAGUCGGUGGAAACUAGGCCAAAAGGCCAGACUAAAGCAAAAGUAUCUCAUGAGGGCUCUACAGUUUCUGACAUCGAGCUCCUCGAGCCAUCUAGUUUGACCGGUGAUAGUCGAUCUUCACCCGACGAGACGGAAGGUUUGGGGGAUUUGGACCGUUUUGUGCGACAGGAUUCCAGCUGGGCCGGCCUGUUCUCAUUCCAAGACUUCAGAGCGGUCCACCUCCAACUCUGCGCCGUCAACUCGGACUUGGAGCCAUGUCUUCCCACUUUCCCGGAGGAACUUUCAGGAAUGUGGACCGUGUUAUUCGGCGUCCCGGAGUUGACCGAGCGAGAGACGGAGACGCUGUGUUAUCAGCUACAAGUCUACCUGGGCCAUGCCCUGGACACCUGUGGAUGGAAGAUUCUCUCGCAGGUGCUUUUCACUGAUGGAGGAGACCUGGAAGAGUACUAUGAGAGCUUGAGUGAGCUCCGUCAAACGGGGUAUGAGGAUGGUCUUCAGAGAACCAAGAAGCGCCUACAAGAGCUGCUGGACAAGCAGCGCAGCACGGAGAGCAUGGUGGAGCUGCUGGACCUGUAUGCACAGCAGGACGAGGCGUACGGCGAGCUGGUGGAGUCCACGACCGAGCUGUACCACUACCUGCUGCAGCCCUUCAGAGACAUGAGGGAGCUGGCCAUGCUGCGCAGACAGCAGAUCAAGAUCUCCCUUGAGACCGAGUACUUGGGGCCCAGGCGUGUAGAGGGCCUGAAGCACGAAGACGAAGAUUGGCAAAAGAAAGCCCACAGUGCCGCCCUCUCCAUCCAGGACCUCACCGUCAAGUACUUCGAGACCACCGCUCGAGCACAAAAAUUGAUGUACGAGCGCAUGAAGGCGGACCAGCGCAAGUUCGGCAAGGCGGCGUGGACCUCGGCCGUGGAGCGCAUGGAGAAGCUGCAGUACGCCGUCUCCAAGGAGACACUGCAGCUGAUGAGGGCCAAGGAGAUCUGCCUGGAGCAGAAGAAGCACGGCCUUUACGAGGAGAUGCAGGCCCUUCAGGACGGGGAGGAUGCCAUUAGGCACCUUGACCACUUGGAGGCGCUGUACUACGAGCUCCAGCUGCAGCUCUAUGAGGUCCAGUUUGAGAUCCUCAAGUACGAGGAGCUGCUGCUGACCGCACAGCUGCAAAGUCUGCGCAGACAGCUGACAGAGCGUCAGGAUGAGGUGGUGUACUACGACGCGGUGGAGAGCCCGGACGCCAUGCAGGCCACAGAGGACUCGGCAACGCCAGGCCCCGCCCCCAGAGACGACUUCACCAAACUGCAGCUGAAGACCCGGCAGCUGGAGGCCAGGAGAGGACGAAUCACCGCCAAGAAAGCCUAUCUCAGAAACAAGAAGGAAAUUUGUAUUGUCAACUACAACCAGAAGCUCCAGCAGCACAACAAAGAAGAGGUCAGCUACAGCACACAGCACGGCCUUUGCCAGCACCAAGAUGAGGAAGAUGAGCUCAGGAAUACGAGAGUCAAGCAGGAGAGGCAGAAGACCUUGGAACGCCUGCGCAGCUUCAAACAGCGUUACCCCGGCCAGGUGACCCUGAAGUGCCAGAGGCUGCGUCAGGCCCAUCAGGCCCGGAGGAAGGCGGGGGGCCCUCAGCCCCUCACCCCCACAGAGCCCCCUGCAGGCCUGGAGCUGAAGGCCACCAAGACACAGGUGGCCUGCGUGCAGACGGACGACUGUGGUGCCUCCUCCCUGGUCCUUCCAGAAGCUUCCUCUCCUCCCUGCAGCGUCGGCUUCCUGUCCUUACCUGUGGUCAAGGACGCGGCCACCGCUCCCCUGUCACCUCUGUCCCCUCCCCCGCCACCGCCGCCACCACCCCCGCCAUCAUUCAGUGAGGACGUAGGAAGCAGGGAGGCCAAAGAUGGAGCAGGAGGCCAGGUGAAGACCAAGGAGUCUUCGUCAGGCGGCGACUCCCUCCCCUCUCUGGGGCCCGUCACCGGCCGCUACUUUGACAGCAGCCAGCUCCUCAACGCUCGCCGCAAACUCAGGAAGACCACUUCCCUGGAGGCGUCCCAUUGGAGGAGAGAGAGCUCCCCUAUGGACGAGGUGCUGGCCUCGCUGAAGCGGGGAAGCUUCCACCUGCGCAAGGCCGAGCUGCGCGUGCUGGCCCCCGACCCGAACAUGGACGACAGCAGCAACAUCCUGGCCCAGAUCCGCAAGGGCGUCAAGCUGCGGAAGGUUCCGGACGGCAGCGGCACCCGGAGUGGCGCGGCGCUGGACAACUGCGACCCGCUGACGCGCAGCAUCCACGAAGCCCUGCGCCGCAUCAAGGAGGCCUCGCCAGAGUCCGAGUCCGAAGACGAGGGGAUGCCCUGCGCCGACUGGGAAAGCUAGGGGGCUCACGCAAUGCAACAGCAACACAAUGCAAUGCAAACAUACAAAAACAAAACAAAAACACGAAGGUUAUGUGUAUAACCACGGUUCUGUACGUUUCGGAUGACCGCCAGAGGUGUUGCUUUCAUUACAUGUGAUGGACAUCCAUGUGCUGAAAGCGCCACGUCUGGCGGUCAGGAGACUGAAACGAAAUAGAAACAAAUACCCCUUCCCUUAUCUCGAGGUAUAGGGUAACAAAAUGCACACCCUUUUUUCCCUACGUACAGAUACCAGGGAAAGAAAGGACUCCACAUAAUUACUGUUUUAAAAAAACAUGUAUAGGCUUAAAAAAUCAUGUUACGCGUUUGAUGUGAUAACUUGCACACUUUUAACAGACCUGUUAACUUCCUCUUUCCUUCUCUCUUAUGUCUGAAGAUUCCAAAAUGUUGUCAGGCUUGCAGGUCGCUGAGAGGUUAAUAAAUACAAAUAAAAAAACAAGUGACUUACCUUUAACCAGUAAAGCCGGGUUCACACUGCAGGGUUUACAUAGAGUUUCAUAGAUAGCAGAUAUUGAAGAUUUCAGCUAUGUUCACACUAUGUGAUAUGUGCUGUUUUUUUAUCAGGAAGGCCAGUGCACAAGCCAGAAGACUGAUCCGUGACCUGGUUGUGCACACAAUGAAGGGUCGUUUGUAGUUCACACAAGUAGUGUCGCUCAUGAUAAAAAAUGUUCAUGCAACUGUAAGUUGUUUUCACAACCUUAAAAUAAUGUUUCUAAAAUCAUUUCAGUGGAUCAUCAGCUUGCAACUGUGUGAAAGCCUAGAGCUGCAUUGAAGUAAAUUUGAAGGAGCCGACCAUCUGUCUUUACUUUGAAUGAAAGAUGGUACCACUUUUAAGUUCUUGCCAGUAUGAAAAGGAAAAAAAAUAAAAUAAAAUAUUAUUGCUCAAUGUUGCUUUAACAGAAUACAGAACUUUCAGCUGUUUUCUGAUAGGAGAAAAAGACAUUGCGCAGUGAUGCCUUGGGCCCUUUUGAAAAUGCCACUUUUGAUUGGCUGUUUUGCUAGGUCAUGUAUGAUUUCUCUCCAGAUAUCUAGCAGGCUAGAUAUCUGAUCCUGGAUGUUGAUGACCUCAUUGGUCUCUAAUGGCAUCUGGUGGUAAAUCAUGACUUGAGUCUUGUUGUGGCUGAUAUUCUUAUCCACCUCAAAUCCAAGGCUUUUGUCUGCAAGUAUCAGACAUCGCAACCUUAAAGUGGUGGUGAAGAUCCUGUGGUGUGGGCUUGGCUUAAAAAAGGAGACUGCACACACAUUAAUAUUUUAACACAUCAAAAAGCUUCUGAUAAAUUCCAUUGAUGACAUUCAAAACAUACAAAUGUACAAAACAUGUCAGUUGAUGUUUUUGAACCCAUGCACAUCGACCUUUGAGAAUGAACUGUACCCCGCUCUACGACACAUUAUUUUAGGUUUCAUUUCAUUUUUCACAAAGACAGAACACUUUAAAAGCAUUCCCUCUUAAAAUGCAGGGAUCAUGUUGAUUUCACCAUUAGGCCAUCAUUCAUACGUUUGCAAUACCAAUAUCUUCUUAUUUCUAAAAAUCACUUUUAAAUAAUACAUUUUCUUCAAUCUUGUUUUGCACAAUCUGUUUUUACAAAGAUUAUGAAAAUUACACAAUGCAGUGAAAGCUCUCUUUAUUUUUGAUGUCCCUGGAAAUGUUGCAGAGAUUACAGAAAUUACAUUAAUAUUGCAAAAUAUAUGAACUAUUCAAUGCACUUAACUGAUGUCACUUACGUUGGCUGCUUUUUCAAAUGUUCAGUUGUUAUAUUUUGGCGCGCCAGUGUGAUGCUUUUUAUGAAGCUUCAAAUUACAGGCUGAUCUCGGCCUUUCACUGUUACUGUCCACUCCAGACACACUUUAAAGAGGCACUACGCAAGUUAACAAAUCAUCUUCAUGACACAGUUGAUGGCUAAAUCAAUCCCUAGUUUAUACAUGAAGAACCGCUCUUUUAUCACCUAGCUAAAAUAAUCAAAUACGGUUUUGUCUUCAAUGGCAAGGAGAAAGAAUAACGAGUGCUGUAUAGUCUUCUCUCCAGGUUGGAGGAGUGCAUCUGGCUAUUCCGGCGUCCUAGACUUCUGAAUCAUAUCCAAAGUACUCUCCUUUGAGUCAAGGUAGUUGAAGUAUUUAUAAACCCUUUAUUUUACAUCGGGACAAACACUGUUAAAAACUUCAACCAGUUUCAGCUGUCUGGCCUUCAUCAGGGCGUGGUUAACAAAAUGUUUUGCCUUUUUUGCCCCAAUUCCUUUUUCAUGAUGUUGGACGAAUUGCCUAUACAUUCUGCUGAGCAGAUACUGUUUUCCCCCGAAAGGAUGAUUGCCCAUGUCUAGAGUCAAAUUGUAUGGAGAAGAUUGAGGCAAAAAAACAAACAAACCCAAAAGCGCCUGACGGAUGAAUGACUGGAAAUUAUUUUAGCGUGGUGAGGUUUUUCUGUCAGGUACCAAUAGCCUGACAAGUCACAGAACAUUUAAGCUUAUGGUAAACAUUUUACAGCACUAAUCCGCCGCAAACCAAAAGUUGCGUAGUGUCAUCUUUUUAAAAUGUGGUCUGAUUUAUGUGGAUCUGGUCACAUAAGUGAAUGGAAAACUGAUUUGGAGACGAAAGCUGUUUCAGUCAGCUGGGCAGGGCUGGGCAAGACAGGGCAAGGAAAGGCCUGGCCAUGCCCAAACUGCCCGAGUCCGUAGUGUUGUGAUGCCACCUGUGCACUGCACGCAAGCUGGAGGAAUUUGUACCCCGUUUGCCUCUCAGUAAAAAUCUGUCCGCAGAUGAAAAGAAAUCCAACAUUCCUCUUGUGGCUAAACAUAGGAAGCAACUGUCUGCUCUGAAAUCCAAUACACGAUGGACAUGAUAUACAUUUAAAAUAUGUUUAAAUUCCUCACAUUACAUUCCAGGGUGGCAGUGUCUCUGCUGCAUUGCACAUUACUUACUGUGGGCACCCACCCUGAUGAAGCGUACAUCGUCAUGCUUAAAGUGUCGAACCCGCACAGUGUUGCGACAAAUUCACACACAUGACUCUCUACAUAGGUUUUAUUUAUUUAUUCCUUUUAUUUAUCCUUUGUUUUGAUAAGGGUAGGCACGUUGAGAGAGAUGUGUCUCUUUCCCAAGCGAUCCUGGGCUGAGAAAAGCAGCACUUUGACAGGAAAAAGAAACAAAAUGACGUUAACAAAAUAACGUAAAAACUCACACAUUUAUAAAUGUACAAAAAAUACAUGCCAAUGUUGAAACAAGUGGGCUUUUUCAGUUCUCUGAACAACCUUUUUACGUGUGAAGCCAAUUACCAGUGUCAUGUUUUAGAUAAGACCCAAGCAUGCUGCAUGUUUACUACAAGUAGAUCCCUGUAGGUCACAAGCCAUCAAUGACCUUUUAGGAAACUGACACAGCAAAUGGCAUGACAGUUUUUUGAUACACAAUGAUGUAUCGAGAGCAGUUUGGUCAGAACCACAAAAGUAUUGACAUUUCAAUGCUCUAACCCUAACGAGUGUAUCCAUCUCUAUAUUUCUAAUGGAAGAUGUGCGAAACAAAGCUCUCCUAAACUGCCACACUGUUGCGACUCCAUCUUAAGUGGUUUUAAACAAUAAUGUUGACAAAAUACCUGUUAGUCUUAACCCACCAACCCCCAACGCCAAAAAACCUGCUUUUCUCUGGGUAGUCGCGUAGUUAGUGCUGCUUUUUCCCUUUUGAAGAUCGUUCACUCCCAUUAACUAAACGGUCCGUAGUCCAUCUAUACUUAAAAGCAUAGAUGGUCGUCCCAAUGCCAGACCAAUAUAUAGGCAAUGCCAUUGGGAAGAGUGCCUUUAUUUUCCGGGCCUAUACGUUUUUAAGGCUAUGUUCUUUCCUAUUCCAUCUUGUUCGUUUGUUUUUUGUUUUGUUUUUUAUUAAUUAUAACACUACUGGGAACUGUAAAAUCCGUUACUAUGCCUGGCUAUCUGAUCUAGUAGCCAAAGCAACACACCUAGAGUUUCCAUGUGACGAAGCAAUGGAUUACCGUACUGUACUGGACUCUACUUGCUUUUCUUUUUUAUUUGUGUAUUUUUCAUGUUUGUGGUGUAUUUAUAGUAUGUUAUUCUCUUACCACCAAGUAUAACCAUGCUGACUCUUUUAUCUCUUUUUGUUUUCUGGUAUGUAUGAUCAAGUUGCUUUAGACAGGAAGGCAGCAGGAGUAAUCACAAUCCAAUGCAUUUUCUCGUAUUCGUAGCCUGUGCAAUUUCCCACUCUGACAUCAGCUCAAGUCUGGGUGAAACGGCACUAUGGUGAUAAACAAAACGCUUAACGCUUAAGAUCUGUGAAAUCCUACUAGUCUUGAAACUUUUAAGUUCAUGGACUUAUAGCUGUUUGCACAGCCUCCUUCACCAUUUCAAUUUUUACUAUCGUGUCCUGUAACGCUUCAGUAUGGGCCAAUGACAAAAAUCACAAAAGUAGAUCUGUCAAAGGAACAUGAAAUAUGGAAAUGUUAGAGAUAACCACACUAUACAUUCUAAAAGAGUAAGACAUGAAAUAUCAGACAUGUGCAUCAAGACGAUGUGAUUUUCCUAUUUUCCUUUUUAUUUUGCUGUUGUCUCUGCCUAUGGCUUUUGCUGGUUCUCUUUUGCACAAAUGUGGGGUUGGACCAAGGCUGUAGUCCAUUUCAACUUCAGUUUUUCAGUACUGGCUUUGAACAUGCAUGUAGUUCUACCCUCUUUUAAACUUUAAAGUCAUCCAACUGCCCUUUUUUUUAAAACAGUAAAGAUUCCUGAGAACACAGAGUGACUCGAUUUGGUCUUAUGCGAUUGGUUGACAGCUUGGGCAUUAGCAAGUAGCAAUUAAGAAAGGGAAAUGGCAAAAGCACUUCAGCGGAGAAACUGCAAUAGCAAAAAAGCAAUGAAGGAAAGCAAUAGGAAAUAACAUUCUUUAUGUAUUACAUUGUCUUUCGUUUACUAUUCUACCUUGAUCAUAUUUAUUUUUCUGUGUACAUUAUUUUUAUGAAUGAAUUUGUCUUACUCCAUUUCCCUGUAACCAGGCUAACAGAGUGAACUGACAUGUACUGUAUGGAACCAAAAAGAGAGAGAUCCAUUUCGAUAUGCCCCACUAUUCAACACCAUUGCCACUUUAAGAGUUCUGGGUGAACCAUAGGAGGCAUUAUGUGUGUUUUGUGUCCUAGCCGUCUCGAGGCACAGAUUCCUCAACCUCUUUUUGAGAGUUACAAACUUUCAAGUCAAUGUUUGUCAGUGUGUCAUAUAUCAUGUGCUUGCUGGUUUUGAGAGGCGGUUUGUUUGUGAGGAGGUACAACCAGCUAGAGCUUAGAGCUCAGAGCUUGCUGCAGGACCAAAGGGGCAAUCAAAAGCUCCUCUGGACUUGCUAUGAGGUCAAUCACAAAGCUAGCGUUCUUAACACCUUUAGCACCGUUGUUUCUCAUUUUUUUGGUUUGCUUUCACGUUUUUUGUUGUUGGUUUUUUUGGUCCUGUUUUUCCCGCUUAACAUGUAUUCCACGUAAAUCAUCGGGAAACACUACAGCUACACUUUUUAACAAGCUAGUAUAUGUAAAAUACUAUAUUAUGAAUACUGAAAAGCCUAUGUUUUUUCAUGUUUAUUGUACUGUACUGAAAAAUAAAAGUUCCAAGACUCCAUAGCAUGAUGGCUUAAA